GAUAGCAUUUCCUUUCCUGUCUCAUUACACUGUAGUUUCAUCCAGCUUUUGUCCGCUGUGGCGCUCUUGGGAAGCGGAAUGACUCAGCUAAUGCUUCACGUCCGUUUUCUUCUGUUUGUUUUGUUCUCCGUCCCAGCUCCAGUGCAAGGUCAUUACCAGGUGACAGGCUCCAGUCAGCCAAUUGUAGCUGCUCCAGGUGAGGAUGUCGUCCUCCUGUGCCAUGUGGAGCCUCAGUUGGACGUGGUGGACCUGACGGUGGAGUGGUCAAAACCCGACCUCAAGCCUGACUCCAACUAUAGGCCUAAAGGGAUGGAAUAUGUGCAUCUUUAUCGAGACAACCGUGAUGUCCCAGACAUGAAGAUCUUGUCGUACAAAGGGAGGACGGCGUUGUUCGCAGAUGGCCUAAGACAAGGCAACAUAUCGCUCCUCAUCACCAACGUAACGGCUGCAGACGAGGGGCAAUACAGAUGCUUCAUCCCAAAGUUAAACGCCCAGAUCAAAUCUUCAGUUGUUCAGCUUAUUAUUGAUCGAAACUCAUCUAAAGCAGUUACCAUUGAGACCCCACUGCAUCCUCAAGCAGCAGGGCAGAAUGGUCUUAAUGGUGGUUUGUCCAAUUUCAGCAGAUUGACUGCAUUUAUGGUUGUCUGGGCUUUCUUGAUCGUCAUCGCUUGAGUCGCAGGAUAUUUACCCAUUCUGUCCAGGUGUCAACGGAUACAGAUGGGUCCAUUUACUGUGUUGUCAGCUAUAAAAAGAUGAAACUAUGUGGACAACAUUGUAUCGUUAAACUGUUUGGUGUUUCUUGAAUGUCCGGCUGAUGAAUGUUUGGUCAUUAUAUGCAUAGUACAAAUACCAAAAAAAUCUUACAGCUUUUUUGAAAUUGUGUUCAAAUCUCACUCUCCCCUAGGUACAAGUGAAAUUGUUUGAUCAGUAGAAAAACUGGGACAAGGGACAGUGAUGUUCCAUUUAACUGUUUAGACCUAGCACUUUGUUUGGACUUAUGUGUUUGGAAUGAGCCUUCAGUGACACGAAAAUGACACACCUUAUCUUUUAUUGCUGAUUAAUAAAAAAACGGGGGAAAAAAAACAAGCUAUCUGGACUUCAACUUCAGCAAAAAGACAUAUUGCCAAAGAUCCUACCCACCUGGACAAUGCAAGUUUGUCCCUCUUCCAUCAGGUUAACACUUCAUGAACAUUUAAUAAAACACUAUACUUAAAAACAGCUUCUUUCCCAAAGCUGUUAAGGCAGUCAUCCCCUGCUGAAUACCAAAUAAUCCCCCUGGUUUCACAGAUUCUUGAUCCAAUUAGGAAUAAUUAACUGUCUCUCAUAUGCUAAUAUCUAUUUGCACACUUUUAGCUCCCCAGGGAGUGUUUGUUUGGUACAUUCCUGCAAAUUUAACAUUUGAUUAUCUGCAUAUGCCUUAAUACCUAUUAAUAAUUGCACAGUAUUUUUCCACUUCGUUCUCCUCUACUGUAUUAAACUUUAAAUUUAGCUUAUUUUUAAUACUGUGCUUUUGCAUUUUUGAGGGUCUUCUUUAGGAAUACUCAUUCUUCAUUUUUGCAUGACUGUUUUGAAUUUGUAUUAUGUGCAUUCUGAGCUGGUGUCUCACCAAAAUUCCAUUAUGGCUACAUGAAGAAUCUUGAUUCUUGAUUCUACUUCUUGAUAAAGCGUGACAGAUUAGACACACGUGAGCCUUGUGGUAACAAUCACAAGCACAGCACGUUGCAGAUCACAUGACGUAUCAGCAGAUCACAUUAUGGGGUAUUUUUCAGUUGGAUUGCUCCAGUAGCUAAAGAGUUGAGAUUAGUUUUUGAUGUGGAUUACCAUGAUUUUAGUUUUUAAAAAAAGUUUGCAGUUUUGAAUUAAAAACUUGAUAGAUUCCACUUUAUGACCUCUUACACUACUUCAUAAAUUUGCCACUUUCCAGGGGUGACACAUGGAUUUUCAUUCCUUUUCUGUCCCACUCCCACAGAAAUUCUUUUUUCUCAUCCCAAACCCUGCCCAGAGUAAAAAAAAGAAAAAAAAAUCCAUUCCAUCCCACUCCUGGUUAAAUGACUCCCAUUCAAAAGGAUUUCUACUCCUGUACCACUCCUAUUUUUUUCUUCAUUUAGUUUUUAGGAAAUACAUUCAAUUUUGAUUUGACCUUAUACCCAUUCUUUCUUAGAUUACUUUAGUUUCUGAAGAUUUAUUUCAAAAUAUAUGGAAACAGAGACAGCUAACCUGCUGUAAUAUAGUGAAACACUUAUCCUAAUCCGAGCUAAAUACCUUCACUUGGCACCAAGCCAAAAACACACAUCCUACGGUCCUUAUAGUUUGUUUACAGAGCCCCAGCUGCUAAGUCCCCCCUGUUUCUGAGUCUUUUGAAAGUCAGUUAAAGUAAAAACAAAAAAUGAAAACAGACCAUAGCUAUCUAGUGCUGAGGUUGCCGAGGUUGUUAAA
Messenger RNA from Fundulus heteroclitus (mummichog), 2436 nucleotides. Its product is annotated as myelin-oligodendrocyte glycoprotein. The record is from RefSeq and is a predicted model, not a curated record. Bases 79 to 672 code for a protein of 197 amino acids. The transcript is spliced from 4 exons. Lineage: Eukaryota; Metazoa; Chordata; Actinopteri; Cyprinodontiformes; Fundulidae.